AUGCAGUUGAGCUGCUGGCUUGAAGAUUCAUCACCACCGAACUUUCGAAUCAAUGGCAACAAUGUACGUGCCUUUUGUCCGCCACCUAUGCCUUCGGCGGACGAUUUGUCGCUAGGGCAAGGCUGGCAGACCGACCAGCCAACCUGGAACUAUCGUGCAACUAGACUAUGUGCUAGUCAGAGUGGCCGCGCAGCUGGACCAGACAUUGCCAAUUCGCCACACGUCGACUUUGACAUACCUCCAUCUACUUUCACAGGCUCGCUGCUUUCUUCAGCGUACGCGCAACCCAUUAUGCCUGUCAAUGCGCUGGCUUCAGGAUACAGUCCAGCGUUCCGUGAGAAGACGCUGUCUGAAGCACACCAGCUCUAUGUUGAUUUAUUGACGGAUGCUUCGGUGAGACGAGCCAAUUUGGCAAAGCGGGAAAAUCGUAAGCCUGGCAGUCAUCGAGGCUUCGUCUAUCCUAAGCCCCCCAACCCCAUUGGGCUGAGCGCGAAUGGGACCCCCAAGAAAGAGGGCCCCGACGAUGGACGACGGAACGCCUCCGAGGCGUUGCCAAAAACUGGGCAGCUCUAUAACCGCCCACAGCCCCUGGCGGCAAGUCGUAACUUCAUUCCAAAGGGGUCAUUCGAAAGUACACCUCAAUCUGCGGCAAAAUUCAACCUUGAGAUACUCAGUGCGUUAUGUGAACAAAACAAUUGGCAAUGGCAAGAGGGAAUGCUGAUGGGUGGAUGCCUUCACUAUGGCCUCGGUAAUUUCGAGGAUGCAUUACAGUGGUAUUCGCAUAUCCUCGUGACAAACCCCCGUCAUGUUGUGGCAAUGACUAAUGCUGCGGCGGCGUCAUAUUGCUUGGGGCGAUACGACGACGCCGAGCAAUAUUGGUCAAGGUCCAUGACAAUGUGUCCCGAGUAUCUGGAAGCUACAGAGCACCUCGUCGGGUUGCUUUACAGGAAACGCAGCAGAGAAGCAAUUGAAGCCAUCACGUAUGUUCAAGAGUCGCUGAGGCUUGGACGCGGAAGACCAUCUUCCUGGACAGGACCCGGGAACAGUCUGUUAGGAGCUGGCUCUGGUGGUUACGGCUCAAGUGGAUACUCUAUACCAGGCAGCGAAAAUGGCAGGAUGCUGGCCUUGCUACACGCCAAAGGCACUAUGCUCUAUGGCAUGCAGGAAAUCGGUCGAGCAGCAGAGGCCUUUGAAGAAGCUGUGCUUAUCAGCACUGGGCAGCGCGCAAGCAAUGUGCAAGAACUUGUUCGGCGCAUACAACAAGUCUUGUCACCGCCAGGGAAGCAUGGUGAAUUGUCCACUAGUCAACCACCGCCGCUUUUAUUGGGACCAGCCGAAGCUCGAAAAACAGCACAAAUCCUUUUCGGCGGCCGGGGUGAGCUUCCUGGGCUUGCCCAUGUCAUCGAUGAAGGAUCUAGAUGGGCCGCAAGUCAGACGACGAGUAAUUCGCUCUUAUCUCUGGCUAAGAUCUUCCAGGAUUCCAUGGCAAACGACACACAGAGGAAAAGCCCCGAUUCGCGUAUCUUCAGCGUGGGCGACAUCCUGUCUUUGUACUACCUGUCGCUCUCGCUGCAAGAGAGUCCCUCUACAGCAAACAACGUUGGCAUACUGCUAGCUGGUGUGCAGAGCUCAGGAUGGCGCCAUCAGCUUUCACAAGAUGCUCAAGAAACAAUGAGGUCGACGAAGAUCCCUGGUAUCCUACCAGGGAGUGGGCUUGCGCUAGCUUUGGCGUACUAUCAGUAUGGUCUGCGUCUUGACCCGAAACAUGUUCACUUGCACACCAAUCUUGGCAGUCUUCUCAAAGACAUCGGCCAGCUUGACUUGGCGAUACAAAUGUACCAGCAAGCAGUCGCUUGUGAUGGGAACUUCGAUAUUGCGCUGACAAAUCUCGCCAAUGCUGUCAAAGAUCGAGGGCGCAUUAAGGAUGCCAUUACAUACUACAGAAGGGCGGUCCAGGCUAAUCCGACCUUCUCCGAGGCCGUCUGUGGGCUUCUCACAGCACUGAAUUCGGUCUGCGACUGGAAAGGGCGCGGCGGGGUCUUUCUCGACUUCGGUCGAUUCGAUCGAUGGCAUGUAGACGACUCGGGAGCUCUGGUGGACGCUAGAUCUCGUGGUCGGGGCAGUGGAGUGACUCAACGUGUGGUCAAUAUCGUGGCUCACCAACUUGAAGAGGCAUCUCACUGGGGCAAACAUACACUCCGCGAGGACAUGAUUUGGUCAAUGUCGACGUACCUUGCGCAACUCUGUCAAAACCAGGGCGAGCAACUUGCAGCCUGGUUGCGAGCCUGGAAAGGUCAGUCUUGGGAAGGUUGUCGCCUGGUCCGCCUCGUGGAGCGCGCCACCCGUGUUGCUGUCCGUAACAGCUAUCUGGCACAGAUCGAGUUCGGUACAUCGCCACCAGCCGACCUGCGCAUGCCGUUACCACCGGGGCUGACUGUGCCGUCAGCGCCGACAAUACUUCCGUUCCACACAUUCACGUGUCCGCUAAGCGCAAAGGACGUGCGAGCGAUAUCUCAGCGAAACGCACACCGUACCAGCUGUUUAACAUUGAAGUCAUCUUGGCUGCCAGCUUCUCUGCCAAGGCCGCCGACGCCACCAGCACAUCACCUGAAUGUUGGCUAUAUCUCCUCAGAUUUCAAUAACCAUCCUCUGGCGCAUUUGAUGCAGUCCGUGUUCGGGUUUCACGAUACGCGACGCGUGCGCGCACACUGCUAUGCGACAAGCCCCAGCGACAAAUCGUUGUAUCGGCAGAAAAUUGAAAAAGAGGCUCCUGUCUUCCGUGACGUUAGUGAUUGGGCUUCUGCUUCUGUUGUCCGUCAGAUCCUGGAAGAUAACAUACACAUACUUGUGAACCUGAAUGGGUACACAAGAGGCGCGCGCAACGAUAUUUUCGCUGCUAGGCCAGCUCCAAUCCAGAUGUCAUUCAUGGGGUUCGCAGGGACUCUCGGCGCUGAAUGGUGCGACUACAUCUUAGCGGAUCAUAUCACUGUACCGCCUGGCACACUUCGGCCUUGGAGAAACAACUUGAGCAUCGACGACCUGUUCCAAGAUAGAAAUGAAGAAGAUGACGGCGAUUGGGUGUACUCGGAGAAUGUCGUCUACUGCAAGGAGACUUUCUUUUGCUGCGACCAUGCGCAGUCAAGCGAGCCGGGUGAGCGCGAAGUUUCAUGGGCCACAGAGCAAGAGCGCAGGUGGCAGAUGCGCAAGUCAUUGUUUCCAUCUCUGCCCGAUGAAGCUAUCAUCUUGGGCAAUUUCAACCAGUUGUACAAGAUUGAGCCAACGACCUUCCGCACAUGGUUGCGCAUUUUGGCUGGUGUCCCACGAGCUGUGCUGUGGCUCCUUCGAUUUCCCGACUUGGGUGAGGCCAACCUUCUUGAGACAGCCAAGGCCUGGGCUGGUGACGAGGUUACUAGCCGCCUCAUUUUCACCGACGUGGCGCCAAAGAACCAACACAUUGCACGAGCGCGCGUAUGCGAUCUGUUCCUCGAUACCCCAGAGUGCAACGCUCAUACAACGGCGGCGGACGUAUUGUGGUCCAGUACGCCGUUGCUCACGCUUCCGCGAUAUCCUUACAAGAUGUGCUCGCGCAUGGCCGCAUCUAUACUCAAGGGUGCCCUUCCCAGAUCCGCGGAAGGCGAACGAAUCGCUGCUACACUCAUAGCGAAUACCGAGACUGAGUACGAGCAAACAGCCAUUGCUCUUGGGAAUGGACUGACGUACCAUUUCGAGAAUGGCCUUUAUGGUGAAGGCCGCGGUCCACUCAUGGACAUGCGGCGAAUCUUGUUUGAAAGUAAGUGGGCAUGCCCGCUAUUCGACACGCGCCGCUGGGUCAGCAAUGUCGAGAGCGCUUACGAGGUGGCGUGGCGGAGAUGGGUCGAUGGUCAAGGUGGUGAUAUCUUUCUGUGA
Molecule: messenger RNA, 3906 nt
Organism: Emericellopsis atlantica
Lineage: Eukaryota; Fungi; Ascomycota; Sordariomycetes; Hypocreales; Bionectriaceae
Product: glycosyl transferase family 41-domain-containing protein
Exons: 4
Coding region: 1-3906 (1301 amino acids)
Biological process (GO): protein O-linked glycosylation
Molecular function (GO): protein binding; glycosyltransferase activity
Source: RefSeq, a predicted model, not a curated record